AUGGCCGACAUCACAGCCCGUCUGGCAGGCCUCAACCCCUUCGGCUCGGCGCCCAAAGUCGACGAUGACGACAAAGGCGAUGUCAUGGCGCCGGCCGCCGGCAUCAACUCGCGCAGGUCCGACACGGCCAAGGACCAGCUCAGAGUCAGCCGCGCGCUUCGGGCGUUCCUCCACGAGCACCGAGUCCUCUCGGAGCGCGACGCCGGGCUCGACGACAAGACUCUGACGCCGGCCCUGCGCGAGCUGCUGGCCCGCCGCAGCUUCGAGGCGCCGGCGCAUCUCGUCGACCCGGCGCACCCUCUGCCUGAGUACUUUGUCAGCUCCAGCCACAACACGUACCUGCUGGCCAACCAGCUGUACGGCAAGUCGUCGCCGUCGGCGUACGAGACGGCGCUGACGACGGGCUCGCGCUGCGUGGAAAUCGACGCCUGGGACAACGCCGACGACGCCGACGAGCCCAAGGUCACGCACGGCUUCACGCUGGUGUCGCACAUCCCGUUCCGCGCCGUCUGCGAGACGAUCCGCAGCGUCUACGACCGCGAGGUGGCGGCGGGCAGCUUCACGGCGGGCUCGGCGGGCGAUCCGGCGUCGCCCAUCCUGCUGUCGCUGGAAAACCACUGCGGGCCGCACGGCCAGCUGCGCCUGGUGCAGAUAAUGAGGGACGUCUUUGGUCACCGCCUGCUAAGCGAGCCGGUGCGCCGCAAAGGCACGCGCGAGCAGCAGGGGAGCGGUGAACAUGUCACUUUGGAGGACCUGGGGCCCAAAAUUUCCGUCAUUGUCGAGUUCCAUCUGCCCGAUGAGGACAGCAGCGACAGCGGCGACGAUGACGAUGGCGAUGACAGCAGCGACGACGAGCAGCGGCGCCAGGCCCGCACGGCGUACCGCGACCAGAAGCGGCAGCAGAAGCAGCAGCAGAAGCAGCAGCCGUCGACGGCCAUCAUCAUCCCCGAGCUGGCGGAGCUGGGCGUCUACGCGCAGUCGGUGAAACCCAAGGACAACUCGUGGUACGACCCGGGCCAGCUCAUCAACGGCCCGCAUCACCACCUCAUCAACGUGUCCGAGAGCGGCCUGGCCAAGCACCUGCCCGCGCACGCCGUCCAGAUCGCAGCCCACAACUCGCGCCACCUGAUGCGCGUCUUCCCCAAGGGCACGCGCAUCUCGUCGACGAAUCUGCACCCGGAAAAGUACUGGGGCGUCGGCGCCCAGAUCUGCGCCCUCAACUGGCAGACGUACACCACCAGCGUCCAGCUCAACGACGCCCUCUUCAACGGCACGCCGGGCUACGUGCUCAAGCCCGCGGCCCUGCGAGCCGGCGGCAGCGGCGAUCUUCGCACGGGUCGCUCAAGAAAGCUGCGCGUCCACGUCGCUGGCGCCACGGACGUGCCUCUCCACGAGGACAGGGAGCGGGACUCGAUCAAGCCGUACCUGACGUGUUCGCUGUACAGCCCGCUCAUGAGCGUCAAGGAGGAGGCCAAGCGAAAGACGGAGCCGUACAAGCACCACACGCUGGGGUUCCUUCAUCACGGCGAGAACCCACAUGCCACGAAUCCCAUCUGGGACGAGACCCUGGAGUGGCAGUAUGAAGACAACGAGCUGGUGUUUCUGCGCAUGCUCAUCAAGAGCGACGACAGCUGGGCUAGGAAUCCAAAGUUUGCCGUGGCGACGGUGAGGCUCUCGUAUGCUCCGGUGGGAUGGACGUUUGUCAGGAUGAAUGACCUCACGGGGAAAGAGUCUGACUGCACGUUGCUCGUCAAGUUUGAGUUUGAGGACUUGUAA
Messenger RNA from Trichoderma atroviride IMI 206040, 1776 nucleotides. RefSeq lists its product as uncharacterized. Gene Ontology annotation, molecular function: phosphatidylinositol-4,5-bisphosphate phospholipase C activity. The record is from RefSeq and is a predicted model, not a curated record. Gene Ontology annotation, biological process: lipid metabolic process; phosphatidylinositol-mediated signaling; release of sequestered calcium ion into cytosol. NCBI's taxonomy places the organism in Eukaryota, Fungi, Ascomycota, Sordariomycetes, Hypocreales, Hypocreaceae.